Pundamilia nyererei is the source of this 4435-nucleotide messenger RNA. The record is from RefSeq and is a predicted model, not a curated record. Lineage: Eukaryota; Metazoa; Chordata; Actinopteri; Cichliformes; Cichlidae.
UCUGUGGUAGGUUUGUCUUGUUACCAGAGUUGGGAUAAUGUUAUAUACAGCUGUUUUUCUCGCUUCCAAGAUUCAUGGCAGAAUGAGAAGAACCUAGAAGUAAAAUGUGCACCAAAUUCCUUCAUGGCUUCUUUAAAAAACGCCUCCAGAGUCGUCAGUGAGAUUUCUUUUUAAUCCACAGCUGCUUUUGAUGAGGUAAUGUCUAAGAAAUGUUCUCGUGGUAUUUCCACUGGUAACCAGCAGUAGCUUCGGGAUCUACUAGUUGUGUUUACAAACUUGAAAUCCGGCACAGUCUUUGGCUGGUGCCCGCGGCUCCUCGUACAAGUUUUGGGAAGCCAUGAGGACGGUGGAGCAACUCUACAGGAAGGGCUUGUUGUUGUGCCUUUUAGCUUGGCGGCUCGGAUCAAAAAGUCUCGGUGUGUUUGAGGGUAUCAUUGAAUGGGGCGGUGUGUUUUGAUCUCGCCUGCCUUUGUGCAACCACUGUUUCUGAGCCGUCAGGGGGUCCGCGGUCCGACCGGUGGAGGGGGACACGGCGGAGGGACUCUGGGCUGCCGUGCUCCGUGGUGAAUGCAGACCAGUCCACUUUGGCUCCAUGUGAGACGACUUUGGGGAGAUUCUGGUUCGGGAAGGCCUGCUUAGGUGUCGUCUCUGCUCCGACAACAAAGGAAACGACUGUUGCUUGUUAAAUUUCACUUCUGCGGCCGCUCUCAGACAAACACCGAGAACGUUGAAGUGGCAAACAGCCGCUUAAACCUAAGUUGGUAAAUUAGGACUGAGUUUGCCAACGACGCCUGCGCAAUUUGUGCGCACACCCGAGCGCGCUCCCUUCAAGUCGUUUUUAAAGUGAAUUCUGUAGUUACUGUACCGGUCCACAUACAGUGUGAGUGCGUGUGUGAGGAUGGUGGAGAGCCAGAGCUGUGUUCACAGAGAGGGGGUGUACCGCUGGUUCUCCUCACUCAACUCAGCCCAGAGGGCAGAGUUCCUGUGCGGCCUGCUGGACCUUUGCGUCCCCAUCGAGCUCCGUUUCCUCGGCUCGUGCUUGGAGGACUUGGCUCGCAAGGACUACCACUCUCUACGGGAUGCGGAGAUCAAAGCCAACAACCCCGUCGACCUGUCGGGCCUUACCAACAUCACAGAUGAGGUGGUGCGCAGCAAGCUGCUGGUGUCCCUCGCACUGCUCGGUUCAGACAACCGGGAGGCUGCGGGGGUCCUGUACCGGACCCUGACCCACAUAGACACGGUGAUCAAUAACUACGGCCUGGCGCUGAACGAUGGGAGGACAGAGGAGCAGUUUCUGCUGCUGUUCACCAUGGCAUCCAACCACCCCGCCUUCAGCUUCCACCAGAAGCAGGUGCUGAGGCAGCAGCUCAGCCAGAUCCAGGACAUCCUGCAGGCAAGCAGUGGAGGAGGAGGAGGAGGAGAAACUCAAGCUGCAGGGCCGAGCGGUGAACGAGCUGCCAUCUGUUACGCUCAGCCGCAUCACCACUAUCACCGUCACUCGGUGUCCCUGCCUCUGUCCCCCCUGUCUCCCACUGCCUGCUCCCUGCCUCCCACUGCCUGCUCUCUGCCUGAUGCCAGCGCUGCCUACCUGCCUCUGUCUGCCUGCCAAGCUUGCCUCACACACUGCACCUGCUGGCACAAGAGCCAGACCAGAGAGACCGGCACAGUAUUAGGAGCUGCUUUGGGACAAGGAGACCAAACAGUCAGCCAGGACCUGACUUCUCCCCACCAAGAACUCCGUCCUCCACCACCUCCUCCUCCUCCCCCUCCUCCACCACCUCCUCUGCCGCCCCCUCAUCUGCCUUCUUCUCCACCUGCUGGGCAAAGUCAGGAUGCGGCAACUAAGAGCCAGCAGGGGAAUUCUGGAAAAGCGGUGAUUGAAAGGGUGGUGCUGAAAGGAGUUCCUCACAAGCCUGAAGACUCCAGCGAGUAUAGUUUUGAGGUUAGCUGGACCAAUGGGUUGGUAGUAUCUGUUGUAAGAACUCAGCAGGAGGUAGCAGAGCUGCUGACUCAGCUGUCACGAGCAUUUCCUGAUGGAGUGGAGAAGUUCCCGCCUCAGUCCAUGGAACUGGAUCCCAGGUGUCUAACAGCCCUGCCCUGCCAUGUCCUCCAGCACCAAAGUAUCCAGCUGUUCUUUACCUCCACCAGGCCUCUCUCACCCAACUGUCCCUCCUCACCCCUCUCCUCCCCACUUGCAUCCUCACUACCAACCUCUCCUAUAGCUCCAUCCUGCCCGUUCACCUCCAGCUCCAAUCUUGGCUGUAUGAUGCAGUACAAAGGAGGUAACAGGGUGGUGUACAGAGUGGCCAGCGUCCAGCCCGUCAUCAGCACCCACAACUCCAUCUUGACUCGCUCCACUCCUCACUUGUCCUCCCUUUCCUCCCCUCCUCUUCCGACUCCGGCUCUCCUACCUUCCAUUCCUCCUCCCCAGCACUCCCCACAGCUCUCCUCUCUCCCUCCCCCCGUGCCAGCCCUGCCAGCACGUGGCUCUUCAGGCAGCGGGGGCGACAGCUCCUCCCAACCGCAUCCUCAGCAUGGUCAGCUUCAUUUAUACCCACAGCCCUCCCAGCACCACCUUCAUGCACAAACCAGCAGCCAGCCCAGUACGCAGCCUCAGACUCUGCACCUGUCCCAUUCCCAACCAUCGUCCCAUUCACAUUCACAGUCCCGCUCCCAGUCCCAUAAUCAAUCGCUCUCCCAGUCUCAGCCCAAUACGCCAGAGCAGAACGGCAUCCUGGACUGGCUCCGCAGGCUCCGCCUCCAUAAGUAUUACCCCGUCUUCAAACAGCUCACCAUGGAGGAGUUUUUAGCUCUGACAGAGGAGGACCUGAACAAGUACGACCUCACCCAAGGAGCAAAGAAGAAACUGAAGACCCAACUAGAACUCCAAAAGUCUGCAGAGGAGAUGAAGAUGGAGAAGCGGCCGUGCGGUGGCAUUGCCAGGGUGAUGCCUUCCAGUCACAUGGGACCCUCAGCUCACUCCACCUCCAGUGCAGGAGAACUGCGAGUGGAGGUGGACGCCGUGCCGCACCACCACCCUGUCUCCACAGACAGCAGCUCGUCCUCGGGCUACUCCAGCUCUUCCUGCUCCCCUCGCACCCCACACAGUUGCGACUCCACCUUUGACAGGACCAGAGACAUUCACAGACAUACAGCAGGAAGUGGUCCAGAGAAGGAUCGGCCCUGCAUGUUCAUUCUGAACUCGACAGGCUCCAGUCGCCCCACAGCCCAGGUUCUGCCCGUCCAAACCGAUCCAGCUCCUCCUCUUCCUCCCACAUGCUCCUCCCACCUCCCCUUCGGCCUCCCGCAAUCUGCUUAUCAUCCACAGGGCGGUUACCCACAGACGCUGCUCUCCCCGGUCUCAAACCCAGCACGCAUCCUCACCUCCCCUCGCAAGCCCAGGCCCCCUCCGCUGGCCACAGAGGACCGGACUAAGCCGUUGGGCUCGAGCCUUCCUGUGGCCGGUGCAAGCUUCAGUUCAGGGCUCGGGGUGGGGGCUGGGGUGGGGGUAAGACGGGAAAACCUGUUCUCCAGGGUCAACAUGGAUGGCUCGUCUGGACUCCAGGACUCUGUGGUUUGUCGUGGUCUUGCGGGAGGUGGUGUUAGUCUGAUGGUAGAAACCAGCUGCGCUCUGACCUCCACCUCCAACAGCCACCACCACGUUUCCCACCCCCCUGUCCACUUCCACCUCUCAUCCUCUUCCUCCCCUUCUCCAUCUGGAUUUUACUCUUACCCCCCUGUAUCCUCAUCCUCCUUCGCGUCUUUCUCCGCUUCCUCCUCCUGCACCUCCUCAAAAUCCACCUCUCAGACUGGCAGCUCCAGUGGUGGAGGUAGCUAUGUUCCCAUGGCAACAGCAAGCACAGUUCCUGUGGCUGCAGUCCCGGGCAACACUUACUACCCACCCCAGCAUACCUCCAGCCCCUCUCCUUCGCCCUCCUCUGCUUCUUCAUUGGAUCAAAGUUCUGGUCACAGUCCUUCCGUAUGUGUUUGCAGUUCUUGCGGUUGUCGAGGGAACUGCGGCGCCUACGGGGCGUUCCCUGGAUACGCCGCAGCCAGCUACCUGCAGCCGUUCUCAGCCGGGCCCUCACUCUUCACCCUGGGUCCUCUGCUCCAUCUCAGCCCCCUGAUAGCGUCGUCUAGCAACGCCGGCACAGGCGCUGCACCAUUCUCCUACCCAAUGAUGGUACCGCCGCCCCUCUACCGCCACAGCCCGCUGUCACAUGACCAGCAGCAGGGGUUCAGCUUUUACCAGCCCCAUGGCAUCAUGGGAAACGGUGGGCAAAAAAGGGCAUCUGGGAACCUGUCAUGUUAUAACUGCGGUGCCCACGGACACAGAGCCGAGGACUGCAAACAGCCACCCAUGGAUGCGACACAGCAAGGGACAUUUCGCUUGAAGUACACACCUCACUCUGACAGCAAGGACUCAGGAGACUAA